This is a messenger RNA of Podospora anserina S mat+, 897 nucleotides long. RefSeq lists its product as uncharacterized. Gene Ontology annotation, biological process: response to endoplasmic reticulum stress; protein folding. The annotation marks the transcript as partial. The transcript is spliced from 2 exons. Lineage: Eukaryota; Fungi; Ascomycota; Sordariomycetes; Sordariales; Podosporaceae. The record is from RefSeq and is a predicted model, not a curated record. Gene Ontology annotation, molecular function: protein disulfide isomerase activity. Gene Ontology annotation, cellular component: endoplasmic reticulum.
GAACACACUCAAGCCUUGGAACCUGAAUGGGCCGCCCUCCAGAAACAAAACCAAGAAGAUGUCUAUGUUAGUAUAGACUGCUCGCAAGACGCAAAGCUGUGCCAAAAGUACAAUGUCCGAUCAUGUCCGACGAUCCGACUCUACAAACAAGAUGGCUCUUACACUUCCUAUCGUGGUCCGCGAAAAACUCAGCCUAUCAAGUCAUUUGUACAGAGACAGAGUCGCCCCGUCGUCUCUUAUGUGAACGACCAGUCCAUGCCAUCAUUUCAGACAUCUGACGAUAUCACAUUCAUUGGGCACUUUGGGCCUAGUGAGAAACAAAUCAAGGAGGAUUUCACGAAGCUGGCAAAACAGUAUCAUGAUCGAUUUUCCUUUGCCAUUGCCGACUACACUCUCCCGAAGGUACUUGUUGAGUGUUUCAACAAUGUCGACGAAACAAGUCUGUCGGCCACCAGCAACGACGUGGCCAGCCCUGGGGCGCUCCAAGACUUCAUCUUCAGUUGCUCGACACCACUGAUCCCUGAAAUGACCCGAAGAAACGAAAUGGACUUCUUUCAGUCAGGGAAAAGUAUCGUUUACUUCUUCGCCCAUUCUCAGCAGAAAAAGGACGCAUUUGUCUCCGAUAUUCGACCAUUGGCCAAGAAAUACGACGAGUAUCUUCACUUUGUUACCAUUGACGCAAAAGAGUACGCCGACGCAGCCAAAUUGAUGGGCCUGAAAGAGGGUGGGACAGGUUUGUCGGUGCAGAAUCCCAACAACGGAGACGUCUUUCCUUAUGCUAGAAAGGAGGCCAUUUCGGCGGCUGUAGUGGAGGCAUUUCUGGUGGACAUUAUCCAAGGGAAGGUGAAGCCUUGGAGAGGAGAGGAGCUACACCAGCAGGGGCAUGAUGAGCUUUAG